Linum trigynum is the source of this 2075-nucleotide messenger RNA. The record is from the annotation of a GenBank genome assembly. Lineage: Eukaryota; Viridiplantae; Streptophyta; Magnoliopsida; Malpighiales; Linaceae.
UAAGUGAGUGAGGGACUAUAAUGCGCGCAAGCUCUACAUCUGUCUCAUUAAGUCAGUAGUAUAGCAUGGAUGAUAAAUUAGCCGUAGAUGAUUGGUCCUUGGGGACCACCAAACAGAUAGCACUUCUCAAUCUCAUCCCCAUUAGUAUUCGACUGAUCUCCACCCUUUUGUUCAUAUCAGUAAUCCUCCUAGUGCUAAAAAGGUGGUUCACAAAGUCGUCAAGACAGCUGCCAGGGCCAUGGAAGCUGCCGAUAAUCGGGAAUCUGCACCAGAUGGUCGGCCCGUCUCUCCCCCACCGCCGUCUGACGGAGCUGGCCAGGAGAUAUGGGCCUCUGAUGCAACUUGAGCUGGGCCAAGUCUCCUUCGUCGUGGUGUCCUCGCCGGAAUGGGCCAAAAAGUUCACGCAGGCCCACGACGCCAACUUCGCCAGCAGGCCGCAGUUACCUGCCCCCAGCAUCGUGAUGUACGGCGGCCGGGACAUUGCAUUCGCGCCUUACGGCGAGUACUGGAAGAAGAUGAGAAGGAUCUGCGCUACGCAGUUGCUGGGCCCGAAACGGGUCAAGUCUUUCCGGCCCAUUGGGGAAGACGAGAUCAGUAAGCUGGUCGGAUCUAUCAUCGCCGCCGACCACCAGGCUGGCAACGGCCGCCAAGCUGUGGAUGUGACUGAAAUGCUGAUUUCCCUGGGGAACUCCAUCACUGUACGUGCAGCCUGUGGGAGGAUUAGUGAUCAGAAAAAUGUGAAAGCUUUUUUGCCAUUAAUGGAACAGAUCAUCGAGAAACUGGGAGGGUUCAGCAUUGUGGAUGUGUUCCCUUCCAGCAAGCUGCUGCGUCUCAUCACAGGGUUCGACGCCAAACUGAAGGAGCUUCACGAAGCAGCCGAUGCCGUCAUGGAAGCUAUAAUCACCGACCACUUAGCCAAGAAAUCUUCAGCAGAACAUGGUGAUGAAGAUCUGGUUGAUGCUCUGUUGGAUCUCAGGGAGAACAACGACCUCGGAUUCACUUUCACCAACCUUGAGAUUAAAGCUGUCAUCCUGGACAUAUUCCUCACCGGAACCAACACAUGGACUGUAAUGGUAGAAUGGGCAAUGGCAGAACUCAUGAAGAAUCCAGAUAUCAUGGAAAAAGCACAAAAGGAGGUGAGACAAGUGUUUGACGGGAAAGAAAAAGUGGCGGAUGAAGCAUCCAUCGGCCAACUACACUAUCUACAACUAGUUAUAAAAGAGACUUUAAGAUUACACCCUCCUGGUCCUUUAGCGAUUCCAAGAGAAAGCCUCGAGACAAGGGUGAUUGAUGGAUAUGAAAUACCGGCUAAGACAAGGGUCCUCAUCAACGUAGGGGCCAUUUGCCAAGAUCCCACACACUGGAAAGAAUCUGAAACCUUUGACCCGGAAAGAUUCCUCGAUACGUCCAUUGAUUACAAGGGGUUGGAUUUUCAUUUUAUCCCAUUCGGAGCGGGCCGAAGAAUAUGUCCAGGUAUACACUACGGAAUUGCUAACAUCAAUCUCGCGCUGGCUAAUCUACUCUAUCAUUUUGACUGGAAGCUCCCCAGCGGAAUCACGCCCCAAUGCUUCGAUAUGUCUGAAAAGUUCGGCUUGGAAGUCAAAGGAAAAGACAAUCUACUCCUCAUUCCCAUUCCAUACUAUCCUAAGUAGCUAGAGUUCCAUUAGAAACCUCACGUGGGUUGUCAAGUGAGGCGUUUCUUAGAGUUUGUUGUUUUGAGUCUUUCGUAAGUUAGUUGAGUUUGUUUCGUUUAAAGGUUAAGAGGACGCAUGAGACAUCGGCUGUCUGAGUGCUAUAUGAUGGAGCAUAAUGUCUCGGACGAGGAGGCCACCACCUUUAUGUGAGGAGAGAUUUCGGACCGUCGUGUGCCAUUUUCAAUCAGUGGUCUAGUUUGAUUUGAACGGGCAACAGUUUGAAUAUUUGGUUCUGAUGUUUGUCUCCAGCUCCCCUACUAGUUGUUCUUCAUAAACUCAUUGCUAGUUUUUGUGUUUUUCGGAUACAGUUACAUUAUUCUAGUCUGAAACAUCAUUCAUCGGGUGGAUUUUCAGCUUUAGUAAUAAACAUAGUUUUCUUUC